UUUCCCUGUUGUGAGUGAGGCCCAGCCCUUUAAAGCCAUGGCUCCGUCUUUCUGGCCUGCUGUGUACUGAGACCGGAGAGCUGAGGGGGCCCUGGGUGCUGGGAGUAGGCACAAGUGGGCUGUGACAGGAGCUGCCUGGAGAUGCUGCUGCUGUUCCUGCUGCUGUUCCUGCUGCUGUUCCUGCUGUUGUUUCUGCUGCCACCACUGGCCGUGCUCCGGCAGCAGCAGUCCCGGGGUCCCAGCCUGUCCUGGCUUGCCCGCCUCCAGCACCAUGUGGCAUGGGGGCUUCUGUGUUGGGUAGCCGCUUGGCAGCAGCGGAGACUGGAGCAGAGAACGCUGCACGUGAGCCAGAGCCAGCAGCAGGCUCUGAGGUCGUGUCUGAAGAGAGCCCAGGGUCCCCGAAGUCCCCUCAGGGGGAGCACAGAUAUGAGCACCUUCCGGAAUCAUUUCCCUCUGACCAAGGCCAGCCAGGCCCAGGAGGAAGAAAAUGGGGGGCAGGUCCCUACCUCAAACCAGCACCAUGGGGAGGCCUCUCUGCAGGCCACCUUGCUGGGUCUGGCAGCCCUAAAGAAGGCCUACCCGGAAGCGCUGGCUCCAGGAGGCAAGGCCUGUGUGACUCCCGCUUCCCCCUGGCCGCACCCCCUCCCCUGGCCUUGGCAUGCCCUCAGCCAGGUUAGCUCCCCUGGAUCCAAGGACCCUGAGGCCCUGCUACUGGAAGCAUUGAGGUCCCCAGGGUUGCGGGCACUGGAAGCUGGGACGGCAGUUGAACUCCUGGACGUCUUCUCUGGCCUGGAGGCCAAUGGCGAAGAGCUGGCUGAGGCAAUAGCCGCUGGGAACCCAGGAGCACCUCUCCCCAGACGGGCAGCUGAGCUGCAGGAGGCCCUAGAGCAGGGACCCCGAGGACUGGCCCUGCGGCUCUGGCCAAAGCUGCAGGUGGUGGUGACUCUAGAUGCAGGAGGCCAGGCCGAAGCUGUGGCUGCCCUGGGGGCCUUGUGGUGCCAAGGGCUAGACUUCUUCUCUCCAGCUUAUGCUGCCUCUGGAGGAGUGGUGGGCCUGAACCUGUGGCCAGAGCAGCCCCGUGGGCUCUAUGUCCUGCCCCCUGGUACUCCAUUGAUUGAGCUGCUCCCAGUCAAGGAAGAACCCCAAGAAGAGGCUGCCACCACUGUCCUGCUGGCCAAGGCCCAGAAAGGCAAGGAGUACAAACUGGUGCUGACUGACCAUGCCAGUCUUACCAGGUGCUGCCUGGGUGAUGUGGUACGGGUGGUUGGUGCCUACAAUCAGUGUCCAGUCGUCAGGUUCAUCGGCAGGCUGGGCCAGACCCUGAGUGUUCGAGGAGAAGACAUUGGCGAGGAUAUGUUCUCCGAGGCCCUGGGCCGGGCGGUGGGGCAGUGGCCAGGGGCCAAGCUGUUGGACCAUAGCUGUGUGGAGAGCAGCAUUCUGGAUUCCUCUGGGGGCUCUGCUCCCCACUAUGAGGUGUUUGUGGCACUGAGAGGGCUGAGGAACCUGUCAGAGGAAAAUCGAGACAAGCUCGACCACUGCCUUCAAGAAAUCUCUCCCUGCUACAAGUCCCUGAGGUUCCGGGGCAGUGUGGGUCCUGCCAGAGUCCACCUGGUGGGGCAGGGGGCCUUUAGAGCACUCCGGGAAGCCCUCGCUGCCUGCCCCUCAUCCCCCUUCCCUCCUGAGAUGCCCCGGGUCCUUAGGCACAGGUCCCUGGCCCAGCUCCUGCAGAGGAGGGUGGUGUCCUGAGCUGAGGCCUGCCCACUACCCCAUUCACCCCCAGAGGCUGCCUCACUCUUUCCUCUGGGGCCUUUCUGGAUAGGGAACCCUCGGCCAGGGUCUUUGACUCCGUGUCACCUGACAGUUGCCCAUCAGAGCUGCUGGGCCUUAGGAAGGUCUGACCCAGUCAGCCAGUUGUGAGGUGACUUCAGGGGGAUAGCAGAUGCCAGCAGCGCCCUGCGAGGAGCCCCCUCAGCCUACCCUGGAGGACACUGCUAGAGAGUUCCCAUACACGCUGAUGGCUCCUGUGUCUCUCAGCCCAGUGCUCUGGGCAGGAUGGAAGUGUUGGGAGUUCACGUUCCCAGGAGCAACCUUCAGUCAGCAAGGAAGAGGCGUUGUGAAUACUGACCUCAGCUUCAUUGUCUCUCAGCGCGACAACUCAGAAGUGUAUUCCGUAACCCUCUCGUUUACACAGUUCUUACUCGCUUUCCUCCCAUCCUUACUCCAUUAUGUGUUUUCUAGGAUCACCUCCCAAAUAAACCUCUUACACCCAGA
Hipposideros armiger (great roundleaf bat) is the source of this 2271-nucleotide messenger RNA. RefSeq names its product GH3 domain containing (gene GHDC). The record is from RefSeq and is a predicted model, not a curated record. Gene Ontology annotation, cellular component: cytoplasm. The coding region runs from base 142 to 1746 and encodes 534 amino acids. Gene Ontology annotation, molecular function: acid-amino acid ligase activity. Lineage: Eukaryota; Metazoa; Chordata; Mammalia; Chiroptera; Hipposideridae. The transcript has 9 exons.